GAUUGCCUUCGUGUACGCUUUACUCUUAUUCUUCGUCGUAGUCGCUGAGGCUGAGGAGUUGUAGCUGUAACUUUCACUGGCCGUUUUCACAUAAUAAAACACACAAACUCACUAAAAAUGGGCUCUGGCAAGCAACAAAAAGUGCAAUCAUCUGGUUUUACCAAGGAGGAGGAGCUGCUGCUGCAGGAUUUCAGUCGCAAUGUCAGCACAAAAUCGGCGACGAUAUUUUAUGGCAACGCUUUCAUCGUCUCCGCGCUGCCAAUUUGGCUCUUCUGGCGCAUCCACAACAUGGAUCUGCUGCCCAGCUCCAUUCUGUUUGUCCUGGUGACCGCAGCCAGCACCUAUCUGAUGGCCACAGCCUACAAGAACAUCAAGUUCCAGCUGAAGCACAAGAUUGCCGCACGCCGCGAAGAAGCCGUUACCCGUGAGGUCAACCGUCAGUUGGGAGAUGAUAAGAAGGUCACCCGCAAGGAGAAGGAUGAGCGCAUCCUGUGGAAGAAGAAUGAGGUUGCCGACUACGAGGCCACCACAUACUCGAUCUUCUACAACAACGCCAUCUACCUGGCCAUCAUCAUCUUCAUCAGCUUCUUCCUGCUGAAGAAUGCAACGCCUUUUGUGAACUACAUCUUCUCCAUUGGCAUUGCCAGUGGUGUCCUGGCGUUAUUCUCGACCAGCGCCCAAACGAACUGAACAACAUCCCAACACACGUUUUUGUAAUAUUAGAUGCAUUAAGAGAUUCUUUACAAAUUCCAUUCAUUGCAUGUCAACAUUUUAGCAAUUUUGAAAUAAUAUACGAGUAUGUAAAUUUUAGUACGAAUAGUUUUCGUCUUUCUUGUAGAAAGCGCAUGAAAAACUUCCGAUUUGCAAAAUGUUUUCAAAAAUAAAUUUGUAAAACCCAUAAA
Messenger RNA from Drosophila albomicans, 902 nucleotides. RefSeq names its product translocon-associated protein subunit gamma. NCBI's taxonomy places the organism in Eukaryota, Metazoa, Arthropoda, Insecta, Diptera, Drosophilidae. The record is from RefSeq and is a predicted model, not a curated record. The transcript has 2 exons. Gene Ontology annotation, cellular component: membrane; endoplasmic reticulum. Gene Ontology annotation, biological process: SRP-dependent cotranslational protein targeting to membrane. The coding region runs from base 118 to 690 and encodes 190 amino acids.